AUGUCGAAUUCUUAUAGUUUAGCUAGCUGUGCCAAGAAGAGAGUGUCUUACUUUUACGAUCACGAUGUUGGAAAUUUCAAUUAUGGGCCUGGGCACUACAUGAAGCCCAAGCGUAUGCACAUGGUUCACAACAUGGUUGUCAAUUACGGUUUAUACAAAAAGUUGGACAUUGUGAAACCCACUCGUUGCACUGCCUAUCAAAUGACUCGAUUCCAUUCAGAUGAAUAUGUCAACUUUCUACAAACAGUGACACCAGACAACUUGGAAUCACUAGCUAUGCAACAUGGUGGUUUGGAACAAGGCAUUGCUCGAUUCAAUGUUGGUGAAGAUUGCCCUGUCUUUGAAGGCUUGUUUGAAUUUUGCUCUAUAUCUGCCGGUGGGUCUAUUGGUGCUGCUAACAAAUUGCUCAAUGGUGAGGCUGAUAUUGCCAUCAAUUGGUCUGGUGGUCUCCAUCAUGCCAAAAAGACUGAAGCUUCCGGUUUCUGUUAUGUGAAUGACAUUGUAUUGGGUAUUUUGGAAUUGCUGAGAUAUCACCAACGUGUGCUCUAUGUUGAUAUCGAUGUUCAUCACGGUGAUGGCGUCGAGGAGGCGUUUUACACAACAGAUCGUGUCAUGACAUGUUCCUUCCACAAGUUUGGAGAGUUCUUUCCUGGCACAGGCGACAUUAAAGAUACUGGGUUAGGAAGUGGCAAACGUUAUGCAGUUAAUGUGCCAUUGAGAGACGGUAUAGACGAUGAGACUUACAAAAGUGUGUUUAAACCUGUGAUUCAGCAUAUUAUGGACUGGUAUAGGCCUGGCGCUGUUGUGCUUCAAUGCGGUGGUGAUUCAUUGUCAGGAGAUCGUUUGGGAUGCUUCAACCUAUCAAUGCGUGGACAUGCCUCUUGUGUAGAGUUCAUCAAAUCCUUCAAUAUACCUAUGAUGAUGGUGGGUGGCGGUGGAUAUACAAUUCGAAAUGUUGCAAGAACAUGGACUUUUGAAACUGGCUUGGCUGUAGGAGAAGAUUUAACACAGGAAGAGUUGCCUUAUAACAAUUACUUUGAGUAUUAUGGCCCUGAAUACAAAUUAGAAGUGCCAUCAAACAAUAUGACCAACCACAACACUCGUGAAUACCUGGAUCACAUCAUUUCAAAGAUUGUUGAUAACCUGAGAAGCAUGCCAUUUGCUCCCUCUGUACAAACACAAGAAGUUCCUCGGGACUUCAACAUUGAUGACUAUAUCGAUGGAGAAGACAGCGAGGCAGAAGAUGCAGAUGCCAGACAAACUCAGCGUCAUAAAUUGGAGAAUAUGGGUGUAUUGUAG
This is a messenger RNA of Mucor velutinosus, 1299 nucleotides long. RefSeq names its product GTPase of the mitochondrial inner membrane that associates with the large ribosomal subunit (gene MTG2). The coding region runs from base 1 to 1299 and encodes 432 amino acids. Gene Ontology annotation, cellular component: nucleus; Rpd3L-Expanded complex. NCBI's taxonomy places the organism in Eukaryota, Fungi, Mucoromycota, Mucoromycetes, Mucorales, Mucoraceae. Gene Ontology annotation, molecular function: histone deacetylase activity. The record is from RefSeq and is a predicted model, not a curated record. Gene Ontology annotation, biological process: negative regulation of transcription by RNA polymerase II. The transcript has 10 exons.